Molecule: messenger RNA, 1134 nt
Organism: Syngnathus acus (greater pipefish)
Lineage: Eukaryota; Metazoa; Chordata; Actinopteri; Syngnathiformes; Syngnathidae
Gene: bcl2l1
Product: BCL2 like 1
Exons: 3
Coding region: 328-1002 (224 amino acids)
Biological process (GO): negative regulation of intrinsic apoptotic signaling pathway; extrinsic apoptotic signaling pathway in absence of ligand; intrinsic apoptotic signaling pathway in response to DNA damage
Cellular component (GO): mitochondrial outer membrane
Molecular function (GO): protein heterodimerization activity; protein homodimerization activity
Source: RefSeq, a predicted model, not a curated record
CGGUACCUGCUACCCCCAACUAACCACUAGCUUCUUCUAGCUAUCGAUCGUCGGCGUUUAGCUCGACGGUUUUGCAAUGACUGGAUUGUUUCUUUCGGGUGAAUACUGCAAGCCGAGGCGACCAGAAAUGGUUCUUUGGAAGCCGCCGUACAAGGUCUGAACUGGAUUGUCAGCCUUGUGUAGUGUUUUUGGUCUCCGCCCCCUCAAGUGUCCUCUGGACCUCGGCUGGCCAUGGUGGUCUGAAGAAAGGGGAGGUGCUGCGAGCGUGCGUCUUGACUCGAAGGGACCCGGAACGAAGAGAAGCACUUUCCCAAGCCCGAUUCCAAUAUGUCUCAAAACCGAGAACUUGUUGAGUUUUACGUUAGCUAUAAACUCUCCCUGAGAAACUACCCCCUCAACCUCGUUGGACUCACACAGGAAUUGAACAGGACUGACGACGGUGCGGAAGCCUCAGGCGAGGAGCAGCGCAUACAGACGCCCGCCAACGGGACUACCAAUGGCACCAGUCCCCCAGCGUCGCCGCCACGACAGACGGCGAGCCUAAACGCGGUGAAGGAGGCCCUGCGGGACUCGGCCAAUGAGUUUGAGGUGCGCUACUCCCACGCCUUCAGCGACCUGGACCAACAGCUACACAUCACGCCGGCCACGGCCUACCAAAGCUUUGAGAACGUUGUGAAUGAGGUAUUCCGGGACGACAUCAACUGGGGCCGCAUCGUGGGGCUCUUUGCGUUUGGCGGCGCGCUGUGCGUCGAGUGCAUGGAGAAGGAGAUGAGCCCUCUGGUGGGCAGGAUCAUCGAGUGGAUGACGGUAUACCUGGAUAACCACCUUCAGCCCUGGAUAGAGAGCCAAGGAGGCUGGGAGCGUUUUGCUGAAAUUUUUGGCCACGACGCGGCAGCGGAGAUACGCCGCUCCCAGGAGAGCUUCAAGAAGUGGCUGCUGGCUGGGAUGACCUUGGUGACCGGUGUGGUGGUGGGCUCGCUCCUCGCCCAGAAGCGCCUGUGAUGCCCUCAUCUUACACACUUAGACGCAUACACAUAUAUACACGACACAAGUUGAUGGUUCUGUUUGCCAUCCCCUAUUGGACUGAGAAUUGACCUUGUUGUUUUUGGACUGCUGUGAGAAGCAAGUGGAAGG